AUGCAAGGAUUCAACAAUGAUGACUACGGCUUCAGGGCGCUGGUCCUUAGGGGGCUCGAUGCACUUGUUCACGAACUCCCCGAACUUGUGCAGGAGAAAGAAAGACACACCACUCUUCCACCACUUCCACCCGAUGCCCAACCUCCCCCGAUCUCGCUGCCGCCCCCCGCUUCCCCUGCCUUCCGGCGCCGCCGCCCCCCGCUUACCCUGCCACACGGCGCCGCCGCCCCCCGCUUCCCCUGCAUCCAGGCGCUGCCGCCCUCCCGCUUCCCCUGCCCCGAGGCGCCACUGACCCAACCUCCCGCGUGCCACCUGACUUCCUUCCCCCGCCGCCCCUUGCUCCGGUGGGCCUCCCACCGCUACCAACCGGCGUCGGAACCGUCCCUCGCCCUGGAUCGCACCGCCGUCACUGCCCACGAUGGGGAUCGCGCCACAGGCACCGUCCCACGAUGGGGAUCGAGCCGCAGGCACCGUCCCAUGAUGGGGAUCGCGCCACUGCAACCGCAUCGCCCCACCGUCGGGAUCCUGCUGCCGCGCGACAACCACCGGGAUCCUCCCACCGCGGUCGCUACUCACGCCGCGCGCGUGUGGCGGUGGACGGACGCGAUGGUUUCCUUUGACAUGAACGACCGCAAAGAGUGGCUCGUCGGAUGCUGUUGCCGUGGAUGACGAUGAUCUCGUUCUCGAUAGGAGAAUGAAGAGACACAGGAGAGGGGACGAGGAUCAUGUGCUCACCGUGCAACACAGCGUCACCUCUUCGCUCCGGAGCGUCGGGAUUCUUGCUAGAGAGCAUUCAGUGUCGGAUUUCCUAAUGUGUAUUGUCCUUCUUUCAUUUGUGGUCCACUGUUUGCUGUUGUUGGUUUACAGGUUUGGAAGGCAGCCAUGCUGCUAACCUGACUUUGUGUUGCACAAGAGCUUCACGUCGUCUGAAUUCGACGGUGUUACUGCCAUGGAGAUCGGUGUUGGGACAGGUGAUGGCUUGUUAUGAAAUUUAGUGAAUGAGAAAAUUGUGUUGUGCUUGUA
This is a messenger RNA of Triticum aestivum (bread wheat), 1023 nucleotides long. Its product is annotated as cyclin-dependent kinase 12. The transcript has 5 exons. Bases 1 to 669 code for a protein of 222 amino acids. The record is from RefSeq and is a predicted model, not a curated record. Lineage: Eukaryota; Viridiplantae; Streptophyta; Magnoliopsida; Poales; Poaceae.